AUGUCCAGAGCAAUCGCACCUGAAUCUGUGGGACCGAUGGGCUGCCGGCCCAUGGCACCACUUCAACAGGAGCUUGACAGUGCUCGCGCUGAGAUUAUAAAUCUUAGAAACGAGCAAAGUGGUGAACAGGAGGCAUGGCUGCGUGAGAGGGUAAAGCUGGGCUACAGAAUUCACAACGGGAAGUACAAAGUGAACCGUCUGGAGGGACUCAUUGACGUCAGAGAAAAUGGAUUCAAGGAAGAACUCCAGAAUAAUGUCCAGACUAUUGAAAGGCUGGAGGCUGAGAUCCAACGCCUCAACAGCAGCCUCAAAUUAAAAGACGAGCAGGUGGAGCUUAUCCAGCGCCUGCAGAAGGAGCAGGAAGAGAAGAUGUGGGCUCAACUUAAGGAGGAGAGACAGAAAGUUCAUGAGCUCCGAGAACAGCUUUUUCAGGCGUCUCAGGAGAACCUGAAGGCUGUCUCUCUGAGCAAGAACAAUGAAACAAUGUUGAGGCUCACAAAACAGCAGCUUGAGCAGAGGGACGACCACAUCAUGGAGCUGAGGAGGGAGAAAGAGGGUCUCACUCAAAGACUCAUUGAGACCACAACUCAGCUGCAAAACAACGAGACCCUCCAGAAGAAAAAAGGAAAGACCUGGAGGAGGAGAACCAGAUCCUGA
This is a messenger RNA of Xyrichtys novacula (pearly razorfish), 657 nucleotides long. NCBI's taxonomy places the organism in Eukaryota, Metazoa, Chordata, Actinopteri, Labriformes, Labridae. The record is from the annotation of a GenBank genome assembly.